Molecule: messenger RNA, 2447 nt
Organism: Pungitius pungitius (ninespine stickleback)
Lineage: Eukaryota; Metazoa; Chordata; Actinopteri; Perciformes; Gasterosteidae
Gene: efhc1
Product: EF-hand domain (C-terminal) containing 1
Exons: 10
Coding region: 23-1693 (556 amino acids)
Biological process (GO): mitotic spindle organization; mitotic cytokinesis; cilium-dependent cell motility
Cellular component (GO): axoneme; mitotic spindle
Molecular function (GO): alpha-tubulin binding
Source: RefSeq, a predicted model, not a curated record
CAGCUCUCCUCCACCGGGCCUCAUGUCUUGGAACCGCGGGCACGGACUGCCGCUUCUCCCGGGAUACACCUUCCUGGAUGUAACGAAGUCAGCCUUCCAUCGUCCCCAGACACUGACGUAUAGCAGAGGCUAUGCUCUGGCCCCUCGUCCCACCGUUGGGAUCGGACAGGAUCCUCUUUUAUCUGAACAGCUGAUCCAGCAGCAGAUCAGUGAGUUGUCUUUUGAGGCACCGGACGUUACUUAUGGCUCCUCCGACCAGGGCAUAGUCGAAGACUUCAUCCCAGCCCACGUGGCCCUUGACAAAAAGGUGCUGCGCUACUAUGCAUACUUCCAGGAAAACAUCCUGUUCUCCCCGGAAGAGGAGCUGCGCGUGCGUCCCGUGGUCAUCCACUACUACCUCGAGGAUAACAGCGUGUGCAUCCUGGAGCCCGUAGUGGAGAAUUCUGCAUUACCUCAGGGGAAACGGGUCAAACGGCAGCGGCUGCCCAAGAAUGAACGUGGAGAGCACUACCAUUGGAAAGACCUCAACAUCGGCAUGGACUUGGAGGUGUACGGGGUCACGUACCACGUCACACAGUGCGACGCUUUCACCAAGGAAUUCCUGGAAAGCGAGGGCAUUGCUCUGAACGAGCCUGAACCGAUGCCUGUGGAUCCGUACAGCGAGCGGAGGAAAAACCCGCGGCCUUCCUUCACCACUGCCUCGGGAUCCGACAAAAUGCACCAGUUUCUGACGAUGGAUCGCAAGGUGCUGCGUUUCUUUGCCCUGUGGGACGACACCGACGGUCCGAACGGGGAGACCAGGCCCGUCACCAUCCAGUAUCACCUGGUGGACGACACGGUGGAGAUCAAUGAGGUCUACGAACGCAACUGCGGCCGAUUUCCCUUCCCUGCCUUGAUGCGCAGGCUGAAGUUGCCCAAGAAAACCGAAGCGUCUGGGACCUUCCCCAGCUGCGUGCUGGAGGUUUCAACCGCCGAGGUGGAGGAGUACUACUCCCCCAGGGACUUCCGGGUGGGACAGUCGAUAACGCUGCUGGGCCGCCGCUUCCUGCUUCGCGACUGUGAUGGUUUCACUAAAGAGUAUUACCGAAAGAAUCACCCGGACCUCGAAAUGAAACCCUUCGAGGUACCAAAGAAAAACGACCCGCUUCAGCAGAGGAGGAAGGAGGCUCCACCCUACAAUGGCUUUGGCUCACCUGAAGACUCACUUCAGAACUGUUUUUCGUUAAUUCCUGCACCUCCCAAAAAGAACGUUUUAAAAAUGCUGGAAAACGAACACAAGGUUUUGUGCUACAGGGCCAGGCUGGACUCCCAGAACCCCGGAGACGAGAAUCGCCGUUUCAUACUGUCCUACUUCCUGUCCGAUGACACGCUAAGUAUUUUUGAAAAGCCCACUCGCGGGAUCAUUGGAGGAAAAUUCCUGAAGAAAAAGCGCAUUCCCAAGCCAGGCUCCACGGUAGACGACCCGGACUUCUACUCACCUGCAGACUUUGCAAUUGGAGCCACUGUGGAGGUUUUCAGCCACCGCUUCGUGUUGACCGAAGCCGACCACAAUGUGCUGAAGUACCUGGAGUCCAAUGCGAGUCGGAUCCCUCUUCAGACCCUCGAUUCCUUGCGCCAGAAGCUGGGGACGGCAAAGAGCCAGCCAGCUGACCCGAAGGGCGGCGACCACGUGGCAGCAGAGCCGUCGUUGUGAUGUCACGGAAGGUUGGAUUGCUUUGACAGACCUCUCCCCCAAUAAUUCAGACCACGGGAUCCAAGGAAAGCCCUGUCAGAUUGUUGGUUUCCGAACAUAAUAAAAGUGUUUCCCGGUAAACAGACAGAAUGGCCCUUUUCUUACCCUCUUCAUCCUCAGUGUGCCGUUGCAUCCGGGCGAGCAGAUUGAAAGCGAAACAACAGCUGCAGAAAAUGUCAUUUGUUUGACGGAAUCUGAAGCGCCUGGAAAGUCAUCGAUUGUGUGCCGAUGCCCUUCUUCUAUGCGGCACAUCCCAAGUGGUCUGCAAGCUCGUAAAAUGGUAAAUAGACAAAGUCAGGGAAAGGUUAUUUAUCGGCGCCCACGUACGAUGUUCCAUCCAUAUGAAACCAGCAGAGGACUCAACACGUCAUACAUUAGCAACUAACUUAAAAGGAAAAUGUAGAAAAAUGAUUUAACUCACAAUAUUUCUGAAAAUUGCAUCAUUUAAUAUAGUAAUUAAGAAAAAAAAUGGAAUGGUGUUUGUGAAAUCCAACAUACAUGCUUAAUCAUUGAGCAACCUGUGAUGGAUUUAGCAUUUUAAACGGACAUUAUUCACUGGGAGUUGCCCAUGUGGCCACUCUAUUAAUUGUCCAAAAUGCCUUUUCCCGACAUGGUGAACGCAUAAUGUUAAGUCCAGCAUACAGUAAGCUUUUAUCAUACAAUAUCACGUGUUUCUGCUCCAAUGGUCCAGACAAAAAAAAAAAAGCAAAGCCAA